Molecule: messenger RNA, 1314 nt
Organism: Penicillium oxalicum
Lineage: Eukaryota; Fungi; Ascomycota; Eurotiomycetes; Eurotiales; Aspergillaceae
Product: OTU family ubiquitin thioesterase
Exons: 7
Coding region: 1-1314 (437 amino acids)
Biological process (GO): protein K48-linked deubiquitination
Cellular component (GO): nucleus
Molecular function (GO): ubiquitin binding; cysteine-type deubiquitinase activity
Source: RefSeq, a predicted model, not a curated record
AUGAGCAAUUCCAGCAACAUGAACGCGCUCUCCCCGGAUGAGAUGCAGCGGUUUCAAAAGUUGUCGAAUGAGUUUGAACCGGAAGUCCCAGGACUGCUGGUCUCGCCAAAACAAUCCAGUCAUAGUAUCGCCUUGGAGUAUGCCAACGCCGAUCCAAGCUUUGCCACCAAGACAAAUGCACUGACGAUCACUCACCCCAUGACACGUAUCAUGAAGCGAGAUGGGAAUUGUGGCUGGCGAGCAAUGGCGUUUGGCUACUUCGAGACCUUGUUCUCUCUCCGCGAUAUCUUGCGUGUUGAGCAGGAACGGAUCCGCAUCAAAUCUCUAGCUUAUACUUUAGAUCAAGUGGGCUACGCGGAACAUCUCUACGAGAUGUUCACUGAUGCCACAGACGAGAUGUUCGCGCAGAUUUCCACCGCCAUUCAAAAUAGCGACCCGGACGAGUCAUUUUUGGUCAAUGCGUUCAACGACGAGUACAACUCCAACUCUAUCGUGAUGCAUCUCCGACUUCUCACGAGUGCCUGGAUGAAAUUAAAUCCUGCGCAGUAUGAACCCUUCUUACCCGCUCCUUUGGAUCAAUAUUGUGCCACCGAGAUCGACACAGUGCGGAGUGAGAUUGACCAAGUCGGGUUGCAAGCUCUGACCGAUGGCGUUAUCUCCAAUGCUGGGUUCGGGGUUGAGGUCCUCUAUCUUGACCGCAGUCAGGGCGAUACCGUGACUCCUCAUCCAUUCACACAAACCUGUCCCAGCGAUGCUACCAUUCGUCUUCUGUACCGACCGGGCCACUAUGAUAUCAUUUACCGCGCCGAACAGACGGUGAAUGUGGCACCGGUGGUCAACUUUCAGUAUGCGAUGACGUCGGACUACGCUUCUUGGGACCAGGGAGCUUUGUCCUUUGAUGCCAACCCUCACUUGAUGGCGAUUCCCAACCUGAUGGCGGAUCCGGCCUUUGCCAUGGGCGGCGCGCCCAUGUCGCCCGUGCCUUCGGUGUCGCCAAGCCCCGCCAGUCCAUAUCGACUCUCCCCAACCCAGGAGAUGUACCCGUCUCAAAUGCAAACCAACGCGUUGGUGCCGCCUAUUCCUGUAUCUUCACCCACCCCCUCUUUGCCAUCCGCGGCGCCCCCACCCAUGACGACUCUCCCCAGCCGAUCAACAGAUGGGCCGCAGAUUCGACUGAAUCCCUUGGUGAUGAAACCGAACUUGAAUCAUUUGCCCGUGACUGCACCGUUUAAAAAUUCGCCGUACAAUCAGGCCCAUUUCCGCAAUCAAGAUUUCGAGCCCAUCCACUGGGCUCCUAACGACAGCCGCAAAUAA